AACCUGGCUUUUUGACAUGAUACCUUCACAGGUGUAUCAGCUGCUUACACCUGUGACUCAUGAAUGGAGAGUCUGAAGUGAGCAGCAGAGGACAGAGAGAACUGAGGGAGAAACAGAAGGAUGCCUCCAAAGAGGAAAAACAAUACCGUGAUCAACCUUGAAGAUGUUGGGAUGGAGGUUGAUGCUGUGUCAGACAGUGGAAGUGAAGAUGAGGCCCGGAAGAGAAGUAAAAACAGAAGAACCAAACCACAACGUAGAGCCAAACGGGUCAGUGAUGAUGAGGAAGACGAGGAGGAUGAGGAUGAGGCCCCACGGAAAAGAGGACGAAAGAAGAAGGCCAAGCCCAGAGACAGCGACGAAGAUGACGAGGAAGACGACCGCAAUGUGAAAAGAAAAGGAUCAAAGGCCUCCAGGAAGAGAGCUGCUAAGGAGGAGAGUGACGAAGAGAGCGAAGACGACCGAGAGAAGAAGAAAAAGGGAGGAAGAGCGGCGUCCAAAAAGGAGAAAGAGGACCAGAAUAAAGGGAGGAAGGGGAAUGUUAAAAAGAAAGAAGGGAAGGAUAAGGAUGGUGAGAAGGACAAGAAAAAGAAGAAUGGGAAGUUGAACAGCAGCUCCUCUUCUUCCUCUGACUCCGAUGAUGAAUCGCUCUCGGAGGGAGAGAUGGAAGCCCUGAAGGAACAGGUCGAGGAGAAGAAGAAACUCAUCACUACAUUAAGGAACAAACCGUGGCGCAUGAAGAGGAGGCUCGUACUGCUCAAGGAGGCCCAGGAGUUUGUUGAAAGGUUUGAAGGCGCUCUUGGGAAAGGAAAAGGCCGGAAGCUGUAUGCAUACAAAGUCAUGAUGACAAAGAAACUGAUCAAGUUUAAACGUGACUUUGAGAACUUCAAAACAGCCUGUAUACCCUGGGAGAGGAAAAUAAAAGAUGUAGAAAGUCACUUUGGGUCAUCAGUGGCGUCCUACUUUAUUUUUCUGAGGUGGAUGUAUGGUCUGAACUUGAUUCUCUUUGGUCUCAUGUUUGGUCUGGUGAUGCUGCCCGAGCUCCUCAUGGGUCUGCCCUAUGGCUCUAUUCCCAGGAAAACUGUGCCCCGAGAGGAGCAGCCCACAGCCAUGGACUUCUCUGUGCUCUUUGAAUUCAGUGGAUACUGCCAGUACUCCUUUUUGUUCUACGGAUUCUACAACAGCGAGCGAAUGAUCGGAGUGCUGCAGUUCAGACUCCCUCUUUCCUACCUGCUUGUGGGUGUUGGCAUCUUUGGAUACAGCCUGAUGGUUGUCAUUAGAACAAUGGCUCGUAACUCAAAUGAAGGAGGAGACGGGGCCGAGGAAGGAGAGUUCACCUUUAGCUGGAAGAUGUUCACCAGCUGGGACUACCUGAUAGGAAAUCCUGAGACUGCAGACAAUAAGUUCGCCUCCAUCACCACCAGCUUCAAGGAAUCCAUAGUAGAUGAGCAGGAGAACCAGAAAGACGAGAACAUCCAUCUGAGACGGUUCCUCCGGGUUCUCGCCAACCUCAUGAUCCUGUGCUGCCUGGGAGGCAGUGGAUACCUCAUCUACUUUGUGGUGAAACGUUCUCAGGAGUUUGCUAAUAUGAAGACAGAUAAUCUCUCAUGGUUUGAAAAGAACGAGGUGGAGUUUGUGAUGUCUCUGCUGGGGCUGGUGUGUCCUCCUCUCUUUGAAACCAUUGCAGAGUUGGAAGAUUAUCACCCUCGUAUCGCUCUGAAGUGGCAGCUGGGUCGAAUCUUUGCCCUCUUCCUGGGAAACCUUUACACCUUCCUCUUUGCCCUGUUUGAUGAAGUCAAUGCCAAGCUGGAGAGAGAGAAGUCAAUCAAGAAUGAGACUGAAUGGCUUCUGAAUCAGUACUAUGCAAACUACAGCCUCCACUUCAACACGUCUGAUGUUCCUCCUCCGACUGUGGACCCAGCAGAUGUCAUCAGAGGACCCUGCUGGGAGACUGGAGUGGGAAUAGAAUUUGUGAAGCUGAUUGUGUCAGACAUGCAAGUGACCUAUUUGACGAUCCUGAUUGGUGACUUCCUGCGAGCCGUCAUUGUGCGCUUCCUUAACUACUGCUGGUGCUGGGACCUGGAGGCUGGAUUUCCUUCAUAUGGAGAGUUCGACAUCAGUGGAAAUGUCCUUGGGCUUGUCUUCAAUCAAGGAAUGAUUUGGAUGGGAGCGUUCUACGCUCCAGGUCUAGUGGGUCUGAACGUGUUGCGUCUGCUGUCCUCGAUGUACUACCAGAGCUGGGCGGUGAUGUCCUGUAACGUUCCUCACGAGCGAGUUUUCAAGGCCUCGCGCUCCAACAACUUCUACAUGGGCCUGCUGCUGCUCGUGCUGUUCCUCAGUCUGCUGCCAGUCGUCUACACUAUCAUGACCAUGCCCCCUUCAUUCGACUGUGGACCUUUCAGUGGUCAGGAGAAGAUGUAUGAAGUGGUCAUGGAGACGAUAGAGCAGGAUCUACCUGCAUUCAUAGGGAACAUUUUAACGUACGCCACCAACCCUGGACUCAUCAUGCCUGCUGUCCUCCUCAUGGUAUUGGCCCUCUACUACCUGAACGCAGUAUCAAAAGGAUACCAACAAGCCAACAAUGACCUUAAAAGGAAGAUGCAAUUGGCACGAGACGAGGAGAAGAACCGCAGGAACAACAAGGACAGCACUAAUCAAGUGAUGAUGGACCUGGAGGACUUGCUGCCAAACAAGUCUCUCAUACCGCCUCCAGUCAAGGAGGAGCCGCCCCCACCUGCUGUCGUAAAUGAGAAGGGAAGCAAGUCUCCUAAAACGAAGCCCGGUGCAGCAGGGAAAGGGGUAAAUCUGCAAAAGGACGUGUCCCUGGCCGCCCCUAACCCCAGAGGGCCAGUGACCCGCGCACCAGGGCCGAGAGGGGGGCCCCCUGGAAAUGCCAGGGGGCCUCAACCGGGCAGAGGUAGGGGUCGGGGUCGGGGUGGGCCAAGGUAA
Messenger RNA from Pleuronectes platessa (European plaice), 2946 nucleotides. RefSeq names its product transmembrane channel-like 2b (gene tmc2b). NCBI's taxonomy places the organism in Eukaryota, Metazoa, Chordata, Actinopteri, Pleuronectiformes, Pleuronectidae. Gene Ontology annotation, cellular component: plasma membrane. The transcript has 20 exons. Gene Ontology annotation, biological process: vestibular reflex; detection of mechanical stimulus involved in sensory perception of sound. Gene Ontology annotation, molecular function: mechanosensitive monoatomic ion channel activity. The record is from RefSeq and is a predicted model, not a curated record. Bases 121 to 2946 code for a protein of 941 amino acids.